AUGACCAAGAUUAAGGAGGUCGCCGCAAUAGGUGGUGUAGUGGACAUGAGUGAGCUUAUUAAGUCAUUCACAUAUGACAUGGCAUGUCGGAUCGUGUUGGGAAAGUCCUUCCGGACAGAAGGACGGAGCAAGCUCCUUCGGGACCUCACUGACGAUACCUCACGAAUACUAGGAGGAUUCAACUUGGAGGAGUACUUCCCAACAUUGGCUAGGGCUGGAGUGCUUAAGAGGGUGGUUUGCGCAAAGGCCGAGAAAGUGAAGUGCAGAUGGGCCUAUUUGCUGGAUAAGUUGAUCGAUGAACGUGGGAGCAUGGACAAGUCAAUGUUUGAUAAAAAGGACGGUGAUUUCAUAGAUAUUCUGUUGUCUGCUCAGUAUGAGUAUGGUCUCACAAGAGAGCGAGUGAAAGCUCUCCUGACAGUAAGUACAAAUGACACUGUAGCUAAUACUCUCGAUUUCACCUUGGCCGAGUUGAUGAGGAGGCCACGCCUAUUGGAGAAGCUACAAAAUGAGGUGAGGAGUAUCGUACCCCGGCGACAAGAAACUAUAACCGAAACCGACAUGAACAAGAUGACGUACUUAAGAGCUGUCUUCAACGAGUCACUUCGGAUGUAUCCUGUUGCGCCUCUCCUUGCUCCACACCUUGCUAUGGCUAAUUGCAACAUCGAUGGGUACAUGAUUCCUGCUGGGACACAUGUGCUUGUCAAUGUAUGGGCCAUUGGUAGGGAUUCCAGCUCUUGGGAGGAUGCAGAAGAGUUCAUACCUGAAAGAUUUAUAUAUGAAGAUAGCGAUGUGGAUGUAAAUUUCAAGGGGAAUAAUUUCCAGUUCUUGCCAUUUGGGUCAGGACAAAGGAUGUGA
Molecule: messenger RNA, 855 nt
Organism: Triticum turgidum subsp. durum (durum wheat)
Lineage: Eukaryota; Viridiplantae; Streptophyta; Magnoliopsida; Poales; Poaceae
Source: the annotation of a GenBank genome assembly